Molecule: messenger RNA, 1281 nt
Organism: Nymphaea colorata (pocket water lily)
Lineage: Eukaryota; Viridiplantae; Streptophyta; Magnoliopsida; Nymphaeales; Nymphaeaceae
Product: putative L-type lectin-domain containing receptor kinase V.1
Exons: 8
Coding region: 1-1281 (426 amino acids)
Biological process (GO): protein phosphorylation
Cellular component (GO): plasma membrane
Molecular function (GO): ATP binding; protein kinase activity; carbohydrate binding
Source: RefSeq, a predicted model, not a curated record
AUGUGUCUGCAACGACAUGCUGCAGUUGUGUUCAUAGGUUACAGGCCUGAGUUUCCUAAAGUUGGUGACAGGUUCUCAGAGGAAGGAGUCACGGAUAAGCUUAUGAUAGCAUGGAAUGUUGAUGUAAAACUCAUAGAAUGUGAACUUUUGGAUAUUAAACUUGUGGUUCUAAAUGAACCAAAGGAUGUGGAGUUAGGUGGCCAUGGCUUCGCCUUCGUCGUGGCGCCCUCCACCAACUUCUCUGAUGCCACUAGAGGCCGCUACCUCGACCUCUUCAACGAGUCGAACAACAGAAACCCCACCAAUCAUAUAUUUUCAGUUGAAUUCGACACCGCUCAACAAGCAAUUUUGAUGGAUACAGAUGCAAGCCAUGUGGCCAUCAACGUUAACCGUGUAAUAUCCAAUGCCUCUGCACCUGCUGCUUACUAUAUAGAGUAUGGCAAGAUGGAAUGGGUGGUUCUAGAUAGCAAGACGACCAUUCAGGCAUGGAUAGAAUAUGAUGGACAGAUGAAGCAGCUGAAUGUCACCAUAGCUCCAUUGCUGGUUAGCAAGCACUAUAUUUUGGGAUGGAGCGCCAAGAUGAGCGAACAACACCUGGACCUUUCACGCCUUCCCUCUAUUAGUGAUGAAUCUCCUCUGUGGAAGUCUUCUAAGUUGUUCUUGAACCUGACAUCCAAGAAGAUAGAAGGAUGGGAGAUAGACUACCCACAUAGGUUCUCAUACAGGGAACUCUACAGGGCAACCAAGGGUUUCAAGGAUGAAUUGGGCAAAGGAAGUUUCGACAGUGUCUACAAAGGUGUGAUGCCAGGCACCGGAUUGGAAGUUGCAGUCAAGAAAGUAUCGCCUGAGUCAAAACAGGGAAUGAGGGAGUUUGUUGCAGAAGUGUCGAGCUUGGGGAGGAUGAGACACAUAAACUUGGUCCAAUUGCAUGGAAGCCUCAGUUGGGAACAGAGGUUCAAUAUUCUGAAGGGAAUUGCUUCCAGCCUGCUGUUGAGUGAUUUUGGGCAUGCCAGACUCUUUGGGCAUGGGACCAACCCAAAGACAACCCACAUCGUUUGGAGCUUCGGGUACAUGGCGCUGGAGCUCUCCCACACCUACAAGUCCAUGACGAGUUCAGAUGUGUAUUCUUAUGGUGCCUUACUCCUAAAGGGUGGACAAACACUGGACGCUAUGGACAAGAAGCUUGAGAAUUGCUAUGUGGUGGAGGAAGGAGAGCUUGUGCUGAAGCUUGGCAUGCUCUGCUCACAGACUGCGCCUGAAUCAAGGCCAAACAUGCAGUAA